Messenger RNA from Emys orbicularis (European pond turtle), 2892 nucleotides. It is a transcript of the gene ZRANB1, whose product is annotated as zinc finger RANBP2-type containing 1. NCBI's taxonomy places the organism in Eukaryota, Metazoa, Chordata, Testudines, Emydidae. Gene Ontology annotation, cellular component: nucleus; cytoplasm. The coding region runs from base 126 to 2252 and encodes 708 amino acids. Gene Ontology annotation, biological process: protein K29-linked deubiquitination; cell migration; positive regulation of Wnt signaling pathway. The transcript is spliced from 10 exons. Gene Ontology annotation, molecular function: cysteine-type deubiquitinase activity; K63-linked polyubiquitin modification-dependent protein binding. The record is from RefSeq and is a predicted model, not a curated record.
UCACAUAGUGUCAUCCAUCCCAUUUUGCAGUCUGAGGAGGGCAAGGUCUGAGCCAGCAUGGAGACAGAAUCUCCUCUUAGAGGAAAAACUUUCUGCCCAACACAAUUUACUUCAAGAAGUGCACGAUGACAGAACGUGGAAUUAAAUGGGCUUGUGAGUAUUGUACAUAUGAAAAUUGGCCAUCUGCAAUUAAGUGUACCAUGUGCCGUGCUCAGAGGCCUAGUGGAACAAUUAUUACAGAAGAUCCAUUCAAAAGUGGUUCAAGUGAAGUCGGUAGAGAUUGGGAUCCUACGAGCAUCGAAGGAGGAAGCAGCCCUUUGAUAUGUCCAGAUUCUAGUGCAAGACCAAGGGUUAAAUCUUCUUACAGUAUGGAAAGUGCAAAUAAAUGGUCCUGCCACAUGUGCACGUACUUGAACUGGCCAAGAGCGAUAAGAUGUACUCAGUGCUUGUCCCAGCGUAGGACCAGGAGCCCCACAGAAUCUCCUCAGUCUUCAGGAUCUGGUUCAAGAUCAGUUCCCUUUUCUGUUGAUCCUUGUGAAGAGUACAAUGAUAGAAAUAAACUGAACACGAGAGUACAGCACUGGACUUGUUCUGUAUGUACAUACGAAAACUGGGCUAAGGCCAAGAAAUGUGUGGUAUGUGAUCAUCCCAGACCUAACAACAUUGAAGCAAUAGAACUGGCAGACACAGAAGAGGCUUCUUCAAUCAUAAAUGAGCAAGACAGAGCUCGAUGGAGGGGAAGCUGCAGUAGCGGUAAUAGCCAAAGAAGAUCUCCUCCUACAACCAAACGAGAAUCAGAAGUGAAAAUGGACUUCCAAAGAAUUGAAUUAGCUGGAGCUGUUGGCAGCAAGGAGGAACUUGAAGUUGACUUCAAAAAACUAAAGCAAAUAAAAAAUAGAAUGAAAAAGACUGAUUGGCUAUUUCUAAAUGCUUGUGUGGGAGUUGUAGAAGGUGAUUUAGCUGCUGUUGAAGCAUAUAAGUCCUCAGGAGGAGAUAUUGCACGCCAACUUACAGCAGAUGAAGUACGCCUGCUAAAUCGCCCUUCUGCUUUCGAUGUGGGAUACACACUUGUACAUCUGGCCAUACGUUUUCAAAGGCAGAAUAUGCUAGCAAUUUUGCUUACAGAGGUAUCGCAACAUGCGGCAAAGUGCAUUCCAGCAAUGGUGUGUCCAGAGCUUACAGAACAAAUCCGGCGUGAAAUUGCUGCGUCUCUUCAUCAACGAAAGGGAGAUUUUGCUUGCUAUUUUUUAACUGACCUCGUAACAUUUACAUUACCUGCAGAUAUUGAAGACUUACCACAAACAGUCCAAGAGAAGUUAUUUGAUGAAGUACUUGAUAGGGAUGUUCAGAAAGAACUAGAAGAGGAAUCUCCCAUUAUAAACUGGUCUUUGGAAUUGGGUACGCGUUUGGAUAGUAGACUAUAUGCACUUUGGAAUCGGACUGCAGGGGACUGCCUGCUUGAUUCAGUACUACAAGCUACCUGGGGCAUUUAUGACAAGGAUUCGGUGCUACGGAAAGCUCUUCAUGACAGUUUACAUGACUGUUCACAUUGGUUUUACACCCGUUGGAAAGAGUGGGAGUCAUGGUACUCCCAAAGCUUUGGUUUACAUUUCUCACUGCGAGAGGAACAGUGGCAGGAAGAUUGGGCGUUUAUACUCUCUCUUGCUAGUCAGCCUGGCGCAAGUUUGGAGCAGACACAUAUUUUUGUACUUGCACAUAUUCUUAGAAGACCAAUUAUAGUUUAUGGAGUAAAGUAUUAUAAGAGUUUCCGGGGAGAAACGUUAGGAUAUACCCGUUUUCAAGGUGUAUAUUUACCUUUGUUAUGGGAACAGAGUUUUUGUUGGAAAAGUCCUAUUGCUCUGGGCUAUACAAGGGGCCACUUCUCUGCUCUGGUUGCCAUGGAGAAUGAUGGUUAUGGCAAUCGAGGUGCUGGUGCUAAUUUGAACACUGAUGAUGAUGUUACCAUUACUUUUUUACCAUUGGUUGACAGCGAGAGGAAAUUACUGCAUAUUCACUUCCUUUCUGCUCAAGAGAUAGGUAAUGAGGAGCAGCAAGAAAAGCUGCUCAGAGAAUGGCUAGACUGCUGUGUGACAGAGGGUGGAGUCUUUGUUGCUAUGCAGAAAAGCUCUCGUCGCCGCAAUCAUCCCCUGGUCACACAAAUGGUAGAGAAGUGGCUUGACCGUUACCGACAGAUUCGCCCUUGUACAUCCCUUUCUGAUGGUGAGGAAGAUGAAGACGAUGAUGAUGAAUGAUGAAAUAAAAAUAAAGUAUCAGUGCAUAGUGUCUGAUGACCCCAAAGUUAGAGUCGUGCUCUAGCAGUUUGUUAUGGAUUGACUUAAAUCUAGCAGAAGCAUGCUGAAAGGAUUUUACUUACCAGCAUGGGGAGAGUAUAGAGGUUCAUCUGCUGUGUGAAGAGAGCUAAAUUGGUUGGACUACAGUUUGUAAAAACAAAAACAAAAAACUAAUUUUAUUAUCAAGACAAAACAUUUGUUUCUUUCCAGUUGCAAAUCUGUCUAUAAAUGUAUCGCAUGUGGUUGUGUAAGAAGUUGUGUAAUAGGAAAAAAGUAUACCAGCAUCUUAAUUAUUGAGAAGAAAUUUCUUUCAAAUAAGGGCACUUACAAAAGCACAUGUUAGAUGGAUAUUUGUUCCUUUUGAGACUUACUUUUACAGUAGAACUUGUAUUCUACAUCACUCUUUAAAUAUUCUGACACAUUUUCUUGAAAGGCCAUUUUGUGAGAUCUCACUAGUGCCCAGGUCAGAUGGUGAGGUUUAUUUUUUUGUUUGCACAAACUAUCCAGAGCAAGUCAGAAGUACAAACAAAGUUCAUUAUUUUAUUAAUAUUUUAGUUACUGUUGUGCCCAUUAUAAUAAAAUCAAAUCUUUAAGGAACAAA